Dromiciops gliroides (monito del monte) is the source of this 1725-nucleotide messenger RNA. It is a transcript of the gene FBXO48, whose product is annotated as F-box protein 48. Gene Ontology annotation, molecular function: protein binding. The transcript has 4 exons. Gene Ontology annotation, biological process: SCF-dependent proteasomal ubiquitin-dependent protein catabolic process. Lineage: Eukaryota; Metazoa; Chordata; Mammalia; Microbiotheria; Microbiotheriidae. The record is from RefSeq and is a predicted model, not a curated record. Gene Ontology annotation, cellular component: SCF ubiquitin ligase complex. Bases 436 to 897 code for a protein of 153 amino acids.
CGGCCGAAACUAGGCUGCCUAAACAUGGGAGACUCCCUUCUGCGGACCCCGUCCCGAGAAGACAAGGGUAUUCCCCUCAUAAACUAGUCCAAAGAUUCUAACGCCCCCAGCGUGUCCCACCCCAUCGCGGUUUCUCCGAGGCUCUGGUUCUUGUAGUCUUUAGUCCUCCCGCCUUUCCUUCGCAUUUUCGUCUAAUCUGGACUCCAGAAACUACGCUUCCCAACAGGCGCCGGGCGGCUCGCUUUUGCGCCUGCGCAGAAAGGAGGAAUCUGGCACGGCGAGGUGGGCGGGGCGUAGAGCAAGCUGGAUCGAUGGGGUAGGAUUCGAAUUCUGGAGGAUUUAAACGGCCCUUAGACCUGUAGGGACGGGGGCGUGUAACGAACACCCAAGCCCCAGCAGGUCACAUAUGAAACAGAUUUGCCAAAACAUCAAAUUAUGCAGAAAAUCUCCAAGAGAAAUAGCAAUUCACCUAUUGAUGGUAAAGAACUGAACUCCGUUUGUCCUGAUAAGAAGAAGAAAGAAAACAAAAACAAUUUUGUCAAAAUAUUACCUCCAGAAGUCACUUUUAAAAUUUUUAGCCAACUCGACAUUCAGAGUUUAUGCCGGGCUGCAACAACAUGUAAGAGCUGGAAUCAAGCAAUCGAGAAUUGUGACUAUUUAUGGAAACACCACUGUUUGACUGUUAGAGCUAUAUGUCAAAAAGAAAUAGAUGGUGAUCGAGGAAAUGGAUAUUCAUGGAGGGUAACACUACUGAGGAACUACUGGAAGAGUAAGGUAAAGCAUGAAUGGCUGAGUGGCAGUCUUCUACAGGCUAAACAUCCGCACUUCAACCAGUCUCCAUGUGACAAGGCCCUUCAUCAUUCUGGUUGCCAUUCGCUGGAUACUCUCCAGCAGUGACAGAUGCAGAGGCAGAGGGGAAACAUGUCUACUUGAGUCGAUGCUAUAUAUCCUUAUUGAAUUUACUUUGACCAUUAGAUAAACUUUUUAUCAUAUGACCCACAACAUAUCCCAAUCCUGAGCCUGAUCCCAUUGGAUUAACCUGAUUUAGAACCACCUCAGACCAUUUGUACUGCAAUUUAUUGCUAUGAAAUGUUUUCACACCCUUUCCCCUCAUCUGAUAAACCUUAAAAAGUUUGUUUCAGGUGUAAAUCAGAAUCUAAAAACUAAGUUAUUUCCAUUUGAUUUAGUAUGUGUUCUUUGAGUACCUAUUCUCUAUAAGGCACUGCCAUUACUGGGAGAUACAAAGAUGAAUAAGAUCUAUGCAGUCUCUGCCCUCAAAGAACUUACAAUUUACUUACACCUAUCCCAUCCUAUGGUGGAUAGCUUGUCCUAAGUUGUCUGCUUCAUAUAAUUGAUGACCUUUAUGGUCAUUUCUAAUAUUUCUCUUUAGGCUUAUGUCUCACAUGUGUAUAUGUAUGUAAACACACAGAUAAAAAAAGUAACUAGUAGAGUUUUGUGUCUUUUGUUUUCAAUCUUUCCUGGCUAAUUUGUCUCCUUUUUAUCACUUUUGGCAUUUCCUAAAGGACCAUCUUUUAUGUAAAAGUUUCUUUUACUAAUCUGAAAGAGUGACUACCUCCUUUAACUAUUUUUACCCAAGCUGUUGAAUUGCUUUCCCCUUGCAAUGCACUUAUAAUAAUAAUAACAAUAAUAGAAUUUAUAUUAUACUUUAAGAUCAACAAAAUAUUUCAUAUACAAUAUAUCACUUUAUCUUCACAACAACUCUAU